UUAGCUACAGCGGCGGCGUAUAACGAGGUUUAUGUUUAACGUAGAAAAUAUAUAAUGUCAUCAGUCACUGUCAAAGCAUAUUUAAUGUCAAAUUUCUAGCAAAUACCUGUCUUUCUUUCUUUUUCGUGUUUGCCACCGGUGAAGUUGUGGUUAAUCAAAAAUGGGGAAGGGUAAUAACAUGAUUCCUAAUGGCCAUUUCCACAAGGAUUGGCAAAGAUUUGUUAAGACUUGGUUUAAUCAACCUGCUAGAAGACAUCGUAGAAAGUUGAACAGAAUCAAGAAGGCUAAAGCAGUAGCACCUCGUCCUGCUGCCGGACCAUUACGGCCAAUUGUUCGCUGCCCUACUGUUCGGUAUCAUACGAAAGUUCGAGCUGGUCGUGGGUUUACUCUACGGGAAAUCCGGGCUGCUGGUUUGAGCCCUGCCUUUGCCAGGACUAUUGGAAUUGCAGUGGAUCCUCGCAGACGUAACAAGUCAGUUGAGUCACUGCAAGUCAAUGUUCAACGCCUUAAAGAAUACCGUGCCAGAUUGAUCUUAUUCCCUAAGGGCAAAAAGGUCCUGAAGGGUGAAGCAACUGAAGAAGAACGCAAAUUGGCUACUCAACUACGUGGGCCAUUGAUGCCAGUGCAACAGGCCGCACCUAAGUCUAUUGCACGCGCAAUCACUAAUGAAGAAAAAGAUUUCAAGGCAUACCAGUACCUAAGAGGAGCCCGGUCCAUUGCCAAGCUUGUUGGUAUUAGGGCUAAGAGAUUGAAGGACGCCGCUGAAAACCCUGAUGAUGUCACCAAGGCACCAACUGCAGUGAAAGAAGCUAAGCCUAAAAAGUAAUGCAUUAAAUAAAUGUUGUAAAAAAUG
Messenger RNA from Plodia interpunctella (Indianmeal moth), 853 nucleotides. RefSeq names its product Ribosomal protein L13 (gene RpL13). Gene Ontology annotation, cellular component: ribosome; cytosolic large ribosomal subunit. Gene Ontology annotation, molecular function: RNA binding; structural constituent of ribosome. Gene Ontology annotation, biological process: translation. The record is from RefSeq and is a predicted model, not a curated record. Lineage: Eukaryota; Metazoa; Arthropoda; Insecta; Lepidoptera; Pyralidae. The coding region runs from base 161 to 826 and encodes 221 amino acids. The transcript has 5 exons.